CCCUGCCUCUGUCUGGCCAGCGUCUUUCCCCCUCUUUGUGUCACCCUUUCGCUUUUCCUCGCUUCUUCGUCGAGCCCUUUCUCUGAGCCACUUGUCCCAUCGCUUGUUGCUUCUUUUUCUUCUUCUUUGUUCUUCUUCUUGAGCGGGGAUUGGUUUCCUUGGAUGCGUUGUCUCAGCCCGUUCGACCUUCCUUUACAAGUCGUGGUGGGAUUAGCCAGUCCUCUUUGCUGGUGACGGCACAACCAGCAGAUAUCACUCGCCCUACCGAGAGCAAUCUACACUCACCAGCCACGAGCACGAACCCACGACGAGAGACGCCGUUCGAACCGAGAUCCGAGCCAUCUCCAGCCCCAUGGCGCCUCACAACGACGUCGAGGCCUUCCACGAAGUGCUGCGGUCCAGCCGCCGCAUCCUCGCCCUCUGUGGGGCCGGCCUGUCAGCCUCGUCCGGCCUGCCCACGUUCCGGGGCGCCGGCGGCUUCUGGCGCAACUACGAUGCCACCCAGCUGGCGACGGUGCGGGCCUUCAAGAUGGAUCCGGGCAUGGUCUGGCUCUUCUACGCCUACCGGAGGCACCUGGCCCUAAAGGCGGAGCCGAACAAGGGGCACAAGGCGUUGGCCGCGCUGGCCAGGCGGAACCCGGACUUUUUGUGUCUGACGCAGAACGUUGACAACCUCUCGCAGCGAGCACAACACCCCCCGUCACAGCUAAAGUGCCUCCACGGCUCCCUCUUCGACAUCAAGUGCUCCAACGAGAGCUGCGACUGGAUGCAAAAGGGCAACUUUGACGACCCCUUUUGCGCCGCGCUCGCCCCGGCCUCGGUCGACAUGCCCAACGGCGAGCCGCUGCCACUGCUGGACCCGUACCACCGCGUCAAGCACAUCACCGAGGACGAGCUGCCCAAGUGCCCGCAGUGCAGCAGCGGUCUGCAGCGGCCGGGCGUGGUGUGGUUCGGAGAGGAUCUGGACGCCCACAUGAUGAUGGACAUUUCGGCUUGGUUGCGUGCUCAGCCAGUGGACCUCAUGUUCGUCAUUGGCACCUCGGCGGGCGUUUACCCUGCUGCUGGCUACAUCGACAAGGCCCGCAAACUCGGCGCGCGCAUCGUCAUCAUCAACCUCGAGGCGGAAGACGAGGCGGAGAUGUUCAAGGUGAAGCCGGGCGACUUUGCCUUUGGCAAGGAUGCCGCCGAGAUCCUCCCAGUGCUGCUGGAGCCCAUUAUCGGCAAGCCAAACGAAGAGGGCGAAUUUGAGAAGCCUUGA
This is a messenger RNA of Trichoderma reesei QM6a, 1258 nucleotides long. RefSeq lists its product as uncharacterized. Gene Ontology annotation, molecular function: NAD+ binding; protein-succinyllysine desuccinylase activity; protein-malonyllysine demalonylase activity. Lineage: Eukaryota; Fungi; Ascomycota; Sordariomycetes; Hypocreales; Hypocreaceae. The record is from RefSeq and is a predicted model, not a curated record. The transcript has 3 exons. The coding region runs from base 353 to 1258 and encodes 301 amino acids.